AUGGUAGAAACUAAAGCACCCUUAGGAAAUAGGGUACAACAAUUAGUGUUGCGUCUGCACUCACAAUGCAUAGGUCUUCAGUUGAAAGAAGUAACCUUAAGAUCAUAUAUUACACUCCUUCUACGACAUCUUUUGGUUCUAGUUAAAUCCUCUUCAGUUCCUCAAAGAAGGAAAAGAAGAGCCCAGAUUCUGCUCAGUUCCAUUAUCCUGUCAUCGCUGACUGUUUUAUCUGGUGUGUCAUAUGGUGGGUACCAAAUAAUUAUCAAAGUGCUUUCCAUGUAUAGGUAUUCCCAUGAUAGAAGGAAAAUACCACCUUUGAGGAGAACAAGGUCACAAACUCAACUGGCGACAGGGGCAAGGAUCAUGUAUAUUUCUGAAAAGAGCUCUUUAGAUUCUAAUGAAUUGGAUAAAGAUCAUAGAAGAAAGAAGAUAUUGAUACCUCCCAAAGAUGAUGAUGUUUACGAACAUGAUAAAUUUCUAUUUAAAAAUGUCGAAUUGGAAAGGGGUAAAAAUUCCCAGUUGUUUUAUUCCAAAUUUUUAAAUCAAAUGAAUGUCUUAUUUAGAAUAUUGAUUCCAACCCUUUGGCAUAAGAAUUCCAUUUUGUUAACUUUACAGAUUGGAUUUCUAGUUAUGAGAACUUGGCUCUCCUUGUUCGUGGCAAAAUUAGAUGGUCAGAUUGUUAAAGAUAUUAUUGCUGGAAGAGGUAAGAGAUUUCUGUUAGAUUUAGCUAUUUGGUUUCUAAUUGCUAUUCCAGCUUCAUAUACAAACAGUGCCAUAAAAUUGCUACAAAGAAAGCUAAGUUUGAAUUUUAGAGUAAACUUAACGAGAUAUAUUCAUGAUAUAUAUCUGGACAAAAAGCUGUCAUUUUACAAAUUAAUGUUUGAUACUAAGGCUUCAUCGUCAGUCAUAAAAAAUAUUGACAACUCCAUUUCCAACGAUAUUACCAGAUUUUGUGAUGCUACUUGCUCUGUGUUUGCUAAUAUUGCUAAACCUGUCAUUGAUUUGAUCUUCUUUUCUGUUUACUUGCGUGAUAAUUUAGGAUCAUUUGGUGUAGCUGGUAUAUUCUUUAAUUAUUUUGUCACAGGUUAUAUCUUGAGACGAUACACUCCUCCUUUAGGUAAAUUAGCAAGUGCAAGCUCCGCUGCUGAUGGAGAUUAUUACAGUUAUCAUUUGAAUUUAAUUAAUAACAAUGAGGAAGUAGCUUUCUAUCAAGGAACACCAGUGGAAAGAAUUAAAGUGAAAGAAUUGUACGAAACCUUAAUGGAAAGAAUGUUGAAUGUCAGCAAGAGGAAAUUUUGUUACAACAUCCUUCAAGAUUAUAUUUUAAAGUAUACUUGGUCUGGUUUAGGUUAUGUGUUUGCAUCGAUCCCCAUAGUCUUGACUACUAUUUCUUCUGGUGUUAAUGCAGAACAAACAAACAUGAGAGAUUUUAUUGUUAAUAAACGUUUAAUGCUUUCUCUUGCUGAUGCAGGUUCAAGAUUAAUGCAUUCAAUUAAGGAUAUUUCACAACUUACGGGAUAUACAAACAGAAUAUUUUCAUUAUUAGCAGCUUUACACAGAGUGCAUUCCAACAAAUUCAAUUAUGGGGCAGUGGCAUCAGUGUCAAAUAAGCAACUUAUUACCAACGAACUUGCUGUAAAGAAGACAGACGAUACAUUGAAAAUUGGCAAGUAUCAAUCCCAAAAAGAAGAUAUAAUUAGGGGCACAGUACAAAGAAAUUUCAAUGGUAUAAGAUUAGAAAAUAUUGAUGUAAUCAUACCCUCAAAUCAAGCAGGCGAUGGUAUCAAAUUAAUUAGGAAGCUUACUUUCCAAAUUCCUACGUUUGUAGAUCCUAUUUCUUCAAAGGCAGAAUCUAUGUUGGAUAUAAAGGAGAUGAAUGAUACGACAUUCCCAUUUUUUCAAGGCCCUGGUUCAAGUUUGUUAAUAUUAGGUCCAAAUAGCUGUGGUAAAACUUCAAUUCAAAGGAUAAUUGCUGAGAUUUGGCCAAUUUAUAAUAAGAAUGGUCUCUUAUCCAUUCCUGCUGAAGAUAAUCUAUUCUGUGUUCCACAGAAACCGUACUUUACUAGGGGAGGAACAUUGAGGGACCAGAUUAUAUACCCAAUGUCAUCCGAUGAAUUCUAUGAUAGGGGCAUUAAAGAUGCUCAAUUAGUUCAAAUUAUGGCAGAAGUUCAUUUGGAUUAUCUUUUGAAAAGAGGUACAGGAUUUUCAUAUUUAGAUAAUGUAGCUGACUGGAAGGAUGUACUGAGUGGUGGUGAAAAGCAAAGAAUGAAUUUUGCACGUAUCCUCUUUCAUAAACCUAGAUUUGUUGUUUUGGAUGAAGCUACAAAUGCAAUAAGCGCCGAUAUGGAGGAUCAUUUAUUCAAUAUAUUGAAGAAGUAUCGCUUCAAUUUCAUAACUAUUUCACAAAGACCUGCUCUGAUUGAGUAUCACGAUCUAUUACUGGAAAUCUUGGAAGAAGGUGGUUCCUGGAGGCUACAAACAUUGGGGACUGACGAAGCCAUCACAUCGAUUGAUAAUGAGAUUGAUUCAUUGGAAAAGAAGCUAGCAAACGUAUCUCAAUGGGAACUCGAAAGGGAGAAAUUGAAGACCGUGCUUUCAGUGGUUUAG
Messenger RNA from Naumovozyma castellii, 2607 nucleotides. It is a transcript of the gene PXA1, whose product is annotated as ATP-binding cassette long-chain fatty acid transporter PXA1. Bases 1 to 2607 code for a protein of 868 amino acids. The record is from RefSeq and is a predicted model, not a curated record. Lineage: Eukaryota; Fungi; Ascomycota; Saccharomycetes; Saccharomycetales; Saccharomycetaceae. The transcript has a single exon.